AAAAGAAAAGAAUUUUAAUGGAGGUUGGGAGAGUAGGAAGAUUAUCAACAAGUGGAAGAUCAGAAGCAGAAUCAUUAUGUCCAACUCCAGAUAGAGGAAAACAUAUUUUAAAGAGCAAUGAAGAGCAGCAGAAUUAUCAGAAACAACAACAACAUCCGAAGAAUAAAAUAGUAAAGAUGUUUAAUAAGGUGCAAGUUGUGUAUUAUCUCACUAGAAAUGGUCAGCUUGAACAUCCUCAUUAUUUGGAAGUCUCCCAUUUAGCUACUCAACCUCUUCGUCUCAAAGACGUGAUCGACAGACUAGCAGUGCUCAGAGGUAAAGCUAUGCCUUGUCAAUAUUCAUGGUCUUGCAAAAGGAGUUAUAAGAAUGGAUAUGUUUGGAAUGACUUGACGGAGAGUGAUGCUAUUUAUGCUUCUGAUGGAUCAGAAUAUGUACUCAAAGGUUCUGAACUCCUACACCAAACAGACUUCACUUCUGAAAUAAGGCUAGAAGAGCUGCAAAUCAAACAGAGACAGGAAAGAAAAAUGGGCUGUCAUACAAAAACUAAUGGAUUAGAAAAGAAUAAAUCAGUCGGUAUUCACCAACAACACCAUUAUAGACAAGAAGUUGUUAAAAACUAUCAGCAAAACAUAAUCAACAAGAACAGUGAAGAAGCAGAGGAAGAAGAAGAAAAAGGAAGUUGCAACAGUUCAAAUGCACCUUACUCAACUCUGCAAAUUGAACAAGAUGAAUCCUACUCUCUCCCUUCCACCUCUUCAACAAACUCCGACAAACAACCGCCACCACCACCUCCACCAAAACCACCAAUGCCACAACCACAAGCAACAAAAUCAUCCUCAGAACAUUCGAGAAGGUUACAGAAAGAAACUUCUAGAACAUUCAUAGAAGAAGAUGGGGACCCCACAUUUACCACUAGCUUAACUCGCAAUAGUGCAAUUCUUCUCCACUUGAUUGCUUGUGGAGGAGGUGGCAUUGUUGGUAACACUAACACCCAAGAAAGGAGGAAAUCAAAAUCUAAUAAUUGUGUAGGAAGCAGCAGAAACUCCAAUUUCAGUAUGCCAUGUUUGAAACAACAAUUAAGUAUUCGACCAUCUAGUAAGAAUGAUAGUAAUGCAGUAAAAUCAGUAAUAGAGUCAUGCAACAGAGAAAGUAAGGCGGGAAAUGGUGAUGAUGAUAAUGCAAUUGGAAGAACAGAAGAUGAUGAAGAUGAAGAUAUGAUGAUGGUAAGGUAUAUGUCUGAGAAUCCGAGGUUUGGAAAUUUACAGUCAGAAGAGAAAGAGUAUUUCAGCGGAACAAUUGUUGAAACUAUGGCUACUCAACAAACUCAUCAUCAGCAUAAUCAUUCUUCUGGCUCUGCUACUUAUCCUUACUCACAAACUCCAGUUUUCACUAAAUCUUCCUCCUACAAUGAGCAAAGGAGCGUAAAGGCUGGGUUAGGAGCAGCAGUAGCAUCAACAAUGUCGGAUGAGGAGGAAGACAAAGAAGAUUCAAAAGUUAAAGGGAUCAUAAAAUUGUGUAUUCCUCGGAAGAAAAGUUCUUCCAGUAGGCAAACUUAGCAAGUUAUGAGCAUAUGGUUCUCAUAAUUUUAUUAGGCUCCUUUCUAAUACAUUAGGCUGAUUAAUUGACUAUUUUUAUUGUUUGGAAAUUGGAAAGUAA
Amaranthus tricolor (Joseph's coat) is the source of this 1656-nucleotide messenger RNA. Its product is annotated as protein SOSEKI 2. The transcript has 5 exons. The coding region runs from base 18 to 1556 and encodes 512 amino acids. The record is from RefSeq and is a predicted model, not a curated record. Lineage: Eukaryota; Viridiplantae; Streptophyta; Magnoliopsida; Caryophyllales; Amaranthaceae.